AUGCCAAACUGUUCAGACGAUGGCUGGGUGAAACCAAGGCAUGAAGCUCCAAAAAUGCACCCAGAGGUACACAGUGAAGUGUCAGUCAGGACAGAUGCGAAAGGAGAUAUUGUUCCUGUGCUGUGUCUCAGGCUAACGCAGCCUUCUGAUGGGAGCAUAUUCAGUUUAGGAGGAAGUGAGGUGCAUGUGCUUGAAGUUGCCACAGGCAGGAGCCUUUGUAUUCGCUGCAUUCUCAGGGACAGGCUUUCCACGAUCUCAAUGUCCGAACAUGAGCCAUGGUCUUUUGUCUUAGACCGAAUUGUGAUUGAGCCAGGAUUGAAAUAUCAGAUUUCUGUAUCUAAUUUACCAAAGCCAGAUGUGGGGAGACACCCAAGAGUGCAAACUAUAAUAGUUCCAGGGUGUGAAGAUGCUGAAUUCAGAAGGCUUAGAGUGUGCUUGGAGAAUGGUAGCCUCUGGGAUCCCAACCUCACUUGGUCCGUAUUAGACCAUGGGUGGAACGGUGGAGUGGUUGCCAUGACGUUUAACACAGGACUGUUCUCUGACCUGUUCAGAGUGGCCAUUCACCAGCCCGAUAUUCACUCCGACCUCUCACUCAUGGUGUCAAAGGACAACCUUACUUCAAUCAGUGUCAACUUCUCUCUGGAGGCUUGGCAGUUACAACUAUGUGACUUUGUCUUUGUAAUUAAACCAUUUUUUGUACGAUGCAUGAAUAACUGUUUGGAUUACCAACAAAAUGUUCACAUCUGUUCAGCUGUAUCCAUAAUUAAUUGUGUUAGACUACUCUUUAUUUCAGGCAAUAAUUUGCCACCCAGCAACAGACACCUCAUGGCUUGGAUAGUGCCUGGUUUAGCAGGAUUGGUGGUGUGCGCUUUUAUGGCUGUUUUGCUAAAUAGCAACUCAAAAGAGGACAUGUCAUCUUCUUCUCAUGACGUCACUGAUAAGGAUGAGCCAAAGAGCAUUCUCAUACAAGAGCCUAGCAAAGUUCUCAUCAUCUACUCUCUGGACCACCCCAUGUACAAGGACAUCGUCUUAAAGCUGUGUGCCUUUCUAAGGGCCAAGUGUGGCACUGAUGCUACUCUGGACCUGCUGGACUCCUCCUGGAUCAGUACUAUAGGCAGGAUGCAGUGGCUGGACAUGCAGAGGGCGAGUCUCACCAGGUCUUCAGACAAAGUGCUGCUUUUAUGUUCUCCAGGGGUGCAGGCGAAAUGGAAGGCCAUGUGCAGGGGCGUCAGGGUCGUGACGAGGGAGGAUGCCCGCACACCCAUGGGUGACAUGCUCACGCCUGCCCUCAGCCUCAUCACACCAGAUUUCAUGCAUGUUUUAUCUUUCCAGAAGUACAUUGUGGCUUAUUUUGAGGACAUCUGUAGUGAGAGGGACAUUCCUGCUCCCUUUAAUGUGGCAGUGAAGUACCAGCUAAUGAAACACUUUGAGGAGAUAUUUUUCAGGCUCCUAGACAAGGAAAAGCAUGAACCUGGAAGGAUUAAACAUGUCGAGGGCAUCAGGGGGGAUGAGUACCACAGCUGUCCAUCUGGGAGGGCGUUGAGAGAUGCCAUCGAGGCGUUUCGGGCAUACCAGCUGGUGAACCCAGACUGGUUUGAAAUGGAGAUUGUAGAUGCAGAUGAAGACAUCACACUAGAGCAGGACGAAGAUGUAAAAAUCAACUGUAACCGUGUCCUUCAAAACGAGCUACAGGUCACAGAGAUUGUGACUCGUGUAGUCAUCAGUGAGAUGACAAGUCCAAGGCACGAGCCAGAGGAGUCUUUGACUAUGGUUAUGCAUGUCGUUCCAACAUGA
Messenger RNA from Electrophorus electricus (electric eel), 1794 nucleotides. Its product is annotated as interleukin-17 receptor A. The record is from RefSeq and is a predicted model, not a curated record. Gene Ontology annotation, molecular function: interleukin-17 receptor activity. NCBI's taxonomy places the organism in Eukaryota, Metazoa, Chordata, Actinopteri, Gymnotiformes, Gymnotidae.